CAAGCAUGUCACCGGGGCGUCGUCAGCCGCAGGUCAGCGUUGCGCCCACAGCUAAACGCGCCGACUUGCCUUCCACCACUCGCCCCGCCACGAACGGUGGGCCAACGGCGCUGCCGGCGGACGACGAUGAGCUGGAUGACGCGAUUGCGGGGCGCCCGGGCAUCUCGGAGGACGAGGAUGACGAGCAGGCGUUCCGGGCGUCCAAGCCGAGUGGCAGCGCUGCCGUCGCCGUGACUCCAGCGCCAGCGCAGGUGCAGGCAACAGCCCAUGCGACCACCAAUGGCACGACGAAGCACUCUGCGCAAGAGGACGAGCACGGGAGCGACAGCGAUGAAGAUGACGCGGCGUCCUCGGUCUCGGCUUCAGCAGAUGGUACUGCCUCGACCACCGCCACGCCUGGUACUGCUGCUGCAAAGAAAAAGAAGAAGAAGAACAAGAACAAGAGCAAGAACACGUCCGAGCAACCGCAAGCAGGUCCUGCCAGCGCGCCAGCCACAGCUAAUGCAGCUAAUCUUGCUGCUCCUGUUGUUCCUGCUGCGUCCCCAGCAAAGACCAAAACCAGCGCCGUGGCUACGGCUUCCACCAAGCCACCAAGUGAUGCUGCACCGACUGGCACCAAACCAACGGCGACUGGCACGCCCGCGGUCGUGCAAACUCCUGCUGCGCCUGCUCCACCUGCUGCGCCUGCCAUUCCUGCAGCCAACAAGGUCGCCAUGAACCAUUUUGCCGAAGGUGAGCGCUUGAUGCAGCACCCAGAGACGUUCAGACGCGGUCUCGAUGAGCUGGACUUUGCCAUUGACGUUGCAUACCAGACCAGCGAGCUGCCGUUCCGGAUUCAUGUCAUGCGAAAAGCGUACAACGGCUGCAUGAGGUCGCAAAUGUUCCAACGCUGCAUCGAGUUUUGCUCAAUGUUGCUUCGAGAGCAGCCGGAUGACGAAGGGAGCCGCUUGAUGCGUGGCAUGGCGCACGAAAAGCUCAACAACCUGGACGAGGCGCUGGUCGAUUUCAAGCGUCUCCAGAAGGCGUUUCCUGCCAAGCUCUUGUAUCAAACCAAGUCGGCCACCCUGGAAAAACGCAUUCACGACAAUCCCUUCCGUGAGCCGGAAGCAACCUCGGGCCUAUCCAGCCUGACCUCCAAAUUGGCGUCGGUUGCCAGCUCCUACCUUCGCCCAGUGCCUCCGCCGCCGCUGGGCCGCCUCCAGAAAACAGUCCCGGGUCUUACCGGCCUGCAAAAUCUGGGCAACACGUGCUUUAUGAACUCGGUCUUGCAGUGCCUGUCGGCAGCGCGUGAGCUGCGAGACUACUUUUUGUCGGACGCCUUCCGGCAACACAUCAACAAGCAAAGCACGCUGGGAAUGCAGGGGCAGAUGGCCGAGGCGUACUCGGAGUUUUCCAAGCAUCUCUGGUCUGGCGAGUACCAGUACAUUGCACCCCACCAGCUCAAGCAGGUUUCCAACAAGUUUGCAACCAUGUUUUCCGGCUUUGGUCAGCACGACUCGCAAGAGUUUAUGAGCUUCUUCUUGGACGGCCUCCACGAGGACGUCAAUCUGAUUGGCAAAAAGCCCUACCUUGAAGACGUUGAGCGACGGCCCGACGAGUCUGACGCGAGCAUGGCCGAUCGCGCAUGGGGCCAGCACAAGUUGCGCGACAAUUCGCACAUUGUUGAUCUGUUCCAGGGUCAGUACAAAUCCACCGUUGUGUGUCCCGAGUGCGACCGCGUUUCUGUCAAGUUUGAUCCCUUCAUGUACCUUUCCCUGCCAAUCCCGACCCUGCAAACACGCAAGAUGGGUGUGCUUGUUUCGCUUGCUGAGACUGCUGCUCGGCCUCAGGCCCAGCUGGUCCGCUGCUGCGUCACCGUUCCCCUCACUGGCACUGUUCUCGCCAUUUUGGAGGCCAUCGCAGCCAUGUUGGGUGUUUCUUCAGCCCGCAAACUGGUGCUGUGCGAGUACGAUCGGUAUCGCCUGCGUCGAGUCUUUGACGAGCGCGAGGCCGUGCAGCGCAUUUACGACUACCAGGAUUUGGUGGCCUAUGAACUACCCUCCUUGGCUGAAUUGCCUGCGCAUUUGAUUGAAGCCGGGCGUCUUGUCAACGCGCGCCGCGAGCACGAGGCGGAAGUCGCAAAGUCGGAAUUGGAGCAAGAAGAGUCUGCGUCUGUGGCAGCCUCUGCGACGACGUCUGCUUCCACGGAGAGUAGCAGCUCGAGCGAACCUGUGGUGCCUGCUGCAGUCGGUGCCGAAAGCCCAGCAACCGCCUCUGCGGAGGUCGCUGCUGCUGCUGCUUCGUCGCCGAGCGUUGUAGCGGAGGAAGCAGCCGAGCCGCAAUUGGCAGUGCCUGGUAGCGUGAUUGCCCUCCCUCCGCCGCCGCCUCCGCAACCAACUCCAGGCUUCAAGCCCAAGACAUCCAACUUGACGGCGAAAGCAGCCAAGCCUGCAAGUGAUGACGAGCAGGAGGUGUGUCGCAUUUUUGUCACCUUCCGUGGAAGACCCGUCAUCACUGGCACGCCCUUGAACGGCACCUGCACAACCUGUGGAGGUGAGUGCGCGGUGGACAGGCGCUGCACAAAGUGCAACACUGCCCGCUACUGCAGCGACGCCUGCUUGGAGAGCAACUGGGACCAUCAUCGCUACUACUGCACCAAGCCGCUGCGGCACGUCGAUGGGCUGCCGCUCCUUCUUUCAAUUCCGGCCACAAGUGUCACCUAUCGCGAGCUCGAGGGCUUUGUGUACAACUCUCUGCGCCCCUUCUUGGACAUCUCGCAGUCUAUCGAGCUGACCGAAAUUGGCCGUUUGACGACUGUCAACGAGUACUGCGAAACGAUGGUGGAGCUGGAUCCGACCAGCACCGCAGAGAUCAAUCUCGAUGAUGCGCAAUUCCUGUCGGUUGAUUGGAAUGAGCUGGCAUCUGCACAGGAAGUUCAAAAGCACCGCAUCGAGGCCACCAAGGAGCACGAGUCAUGCUCACGAGCUGAGGAGAAGAUCACUCUGCAAAAGUGCCUUUCCCUCUUCACGAAGGAGGAAAAGCUUGGCGUCGACGAGGCCUGGUACUGCUCAAAGUGCCAAAAGCACCAGCAGGCAACCAAGUCCAUGACGCUCUGGCGCCUUCCAAAGCUACUAAUUGUGCAACUCAAGCGCUUUUCCUUUUCUCGCAUUUACCGUGACAAGUUGAAUUCUUUGGUGGAGUUCCCCCUCACAAACCUCGAUUUGUCAGACUACGUUCAAGGCGCCGAGCAUGAUCACACGCCCGUCUACGACUUGUUUGCCGUGUCAAACCACUAUGGCAUGGCCUUUGGUGGUCACUACACUGCUUUCACAAAGUAUUCGCGUCGUGGAGAAUACGUUGUGCCGCGCGAAAAUCACGACCUCGUCGCAUCUCGAGGUGCUGGGACUGUGCCAAGCGAUCCCCUUCCUGCUCAUGAACAUGACGAUCAGUGGUUUGAAUUUGACGAUUCUCAUGUCUCCCGCAAGUCCGCGAACGAGAUUCAAACCUCGAAUGCGUACGUGCUGGUGUAUCGCCGCCGAGAAGACAUUCACCACGAAUGAACGAGGGCCGAGAUUUCACAUGUUUUUUUUUUUUUUUUUUCAUGGAAUCCAACUUCUGUGGGGAUUGUGAGGCUGCCAAUGUUUUAUUAUCCCUCCUUUAUUGACGUGUAACCAUUGUCCAAGCCUUUCAGAAGGAUUGUGUUCCAAUAGUAGAUGUCCAACAUGUUGAC
This is a messenger RNA of Capsaspora owczarzaki ATCC 30864, 3709 nucleotides long. RefSeq names its product ubiquitin specific protease 41. NCBI's taxonomy places the organism in Eukaryota, Filasterea, Ministeriida, Capsasporidae. The record is from RefSeq and is a predicted model, not a curated record. The transcript has 6 exons. Gene Ontology annotation, molecular function: protein binding; cysteine-type deubiquitinase activity. Gene Ontology annotation, biological process: protein deubiquitination. The coding region runs from base 6 to 3539 and encodes 1177 amino acids.